AAAUACUCCUCCUCGGAACAAACCAAAUAAUCUCAAUUUCUUCUCGAGAAUUAAGAAACCCCUGUAAUCAGGAAAUAACGUAUGGAUAUGGAAAAGAAGAUAAAAAUUGGACCGACGGGGACGAACGAUCCAGACAACCACUUGCUAAUGAAUUGGGACGAUGGCGGCCGUGGCGAUAUAUCCUACAUAUUUCUGUCCUUUAACGACACCGGAAUUAUCUCCAUCCAGUUCCAAUACGUGAAAGAUGGGAAACCUUUCUUAACCGAUCGAUACGGUUCCGGUUAUACCGCUGACACAUUUGAGACCAUCGAGUUGAAAUAUCCGGAGGAGUAUCUGACGAGGAUCGGAGGUGAAUAUUCGAGCGAGCUCGUGCAGCAGUACGGAUCGUUCAAAGACCCGCACGUGAGGAUGAUAAAAUUCUCGACCAACUUGGCCGAGUACGGACCGUACGGUGGCAGACGAGGUUACUCCCAGAAGGGAUUCGCGUUCGGACUUGGCAAAUCCCCUCGUCAGUUCGGUGGAUUUCAUGGGUCAUAUGACUCCAGAGGUCUCCAUUCCAUCGGCGUCUAUCUCUUCCCCAAAACUCCAUGGGAGGAAAGUGAUAUUACUUUGGGCUGAAGUCAUAUCAUAUCGUGUCAUGUUUACUGUAUUUACACAUCUUUUAUAUAUCAUAAUGAAAUGAAAGCAUUGUUCUAUAUCUUCCA
Molecule: messenger RNA, 704 nt
Organism: Tarenaya hassleriana
Lineage: Eukaryota; Viridiplantae; Streptophyta; Magnoliopsida; Brassicales; Cleomaceae
Product: inactive protein RESTRICTED TEV MOVEMENT 1-like
Exons: 3
Coding region: 82-618 (178 amino acids)
Molecular function (GO): carbohydrate binding
Source: RefSeq, a predicted model, not a curated record